This is a messenger RNA of Protobothrops mucrosquamatus (brown spotted pit viper), 375 nucleotides long. RefSeq names its product NOTCH regulated ankyrin repeat protein (gene NRARP). Lineage: Eukaryota; Metazoa; Chordata; Lepidosauria; Squamata; Viperidae. The transcript has a single exon. Gene Ontology annotation, cellular component: cytoplasm. Gene Ontology annotation, molecular function: enzyme inhibitor activity; protein binding; phosphatase regulator activity. The coding region runs from base 1 to 375 and encodes 124 amino acids. The record is from RefSeq and is a predicted model, not a curated record.
AUGAGCCAGGCGGAGUUGUCGGCCCCCCGCGCGGCGCCCAGCCAGCGCGUCUUCCAGGAGGCGGUGCGCAAGGGCAACACGGCCGAGCUGCACUCGCUGCUGCAGAACAUGAGCAGCUGCGAGUUCAACGUGAACUCCUUCGGGCCCGAGGGCCAGACGGCGCUGCACCAGUCGGUGAUCGACGGCAACCUGGAGCUGGUCAAGCUGCUGGUCAAGUUCGGCGCGGACAUCCGCCUGGCCAACCGCGACGGCUGGAGCGCCCUGCACAUCGCCGCCUUCGGGGGUCACCAGGACAUCGUCCUCUACCUGAUCACCAAGGCCAAGUACUCGGCCGCCGGCGGAGGAGGCGGCGCGGGGGGCGGCGGCCGCGGCUGA